Molecule: messenger RNA, 690 nt
Organism: Oppiella nova
Lineage: Eukaryota; Metazoa; Arthropoda; Arachnida; Sarcoptiformes; Oppiidae
Source: the annotation of a GenBank genome assembly
AUGGAGAAGCAAAGAGUUUGGGAGGGCAGUGGCACCUUCAGGGGCUCACCACUGAAUGGGGGACUCGCGGAGAUGAGUGGCCCGUUUAGGGCAAAAACGGGUAUAGAAAUAUGGUUCAAUUUUAUGGAGAUUAUGCAUAGCAACAAUGACUAUGGUAAUAUUAACCAGGCUUUUACAAACAGUUUACUUAACAAUAGGGACAGCGCCAGUAAUGGAUGUCCAGUUCUAACGCCCCUAUGGGCUGCCAAACCUCCCGGUUUCACCGGAGUCUCCCGGAAUCUGGUUUGGUCACCAGAAGUGGUAUUCAACGGAUUCUGUGAUCCCUUCCCAUCAGAAGUCAGCGUAUGGUCUCUUCGCAUACACCAACUCUUGUCUCAUGUCUUUCACAUCCCUUUCCUUCCUAUUAUCAAGAGGUCGGCCGUUGACCACCUGUUCCGCGGUGCCGACGACAUGGGGGUGAGGUGUGGACCGUCGCGGUCGAUGGUUUCUCUUCGGUAUCCCUUGGAUUCCCUGCCUCUGGUGUUCUCUCCUGCGGAGGGGGCAGUGCAGGCGGACCCCUUGUCGGGCAUGGCAUCCAGGGCAGGCCAUCCCUGUGAGCGGACAGCCAGUGCACGCCAUCCCUGUGAGCGGACAGCCAGUGCACGCCAUCCCUGUGAGCGGACAGCCAGUGCAGGCCGUACAACUAAAUGA